GGGCAGGAGCGGAUUUAAAAGAGGCCAGGGCGGGCGGAGGGAGGCUGUGGAGAGAGCGCAGAGACAAGCGCAGAGCGCAGCGCACCGCGACAGACAGCCGUGGGCAUCCACCGACGGCGCAGCCGGAGCCAGCCGAGCCGGAAGGCGCGCCCCGGGCAGAGAAAGCCGAGCAGAGCCGGGUGGCGUCUCCGGGCCGCCGCUCCGACGGGCCAGCGCCCUCCCCAUGUCCCUGCUCCCGCGCCGCGCCCCUCGGGUCAGCAUGAGGCUCCUGGCGGCCGCGCUGCUCCUGCUGCUGCUGGCGCUGUACACCGCGCGCGUGGACGGGUCCAAAUGCAAGUGCUCCCGGAAGGGACCCAAGAUCCGCUACAGCGACGUGAAGAAGCUGGAAAUGAAGCCAAAGUACCCGCACUGCGAGGAGAAGAUGGUUAUCAUCACCACCAAGAGCGUGUCCAGGUACCGAGGUCAGGAGCACUGCCUGCACCCGAAGCUGCAGAGCACCAAACGCUUCAUCAAGUGGUACAACGCCUGGAACGAGAAGCGCAGGGUCUACGAAGAAUAGAGUGAAAAAUCUCUGACGGGAAAACUCCAGACCAGUUGGGAGACUUGUGCAAAGGACUUUGCAGAUU
Molecule: messenger RNA, 626 nt
Organism: Piliocolobus tephrosceles (Ugandan red Colobus)
Lineage: Eukaryota; Metazoa; Chordata; Mammalia; Primates; Cercopithecidae
Gene: CXCL14
Product: C-X-C motif chemokine ligand 14
Exons: 4
Coding region: 224-559 (111 amino acids)
Biological process (GO): immune response
Cellular component (GO): extracellular region
Molecular function (GO): chemokine activity
Source: RefSeq, a predicted model, not a curated record